AUGCUGGGCAUUUUGGCAGACCGCCCACUUCACACCCUGGAGAUUAAGGAGCUGCAUCCAACAUUUGGUGCCGAGGUGGAAGGUGUUGACUUCUCUAAGGCGAUCCCGGACGACGUUUUCGAGGAGAUUUUGACAGCUUCAGCAAAGUACGGCGUCCUCGUAUUUCGAUCUACGGGCCUCGAUGAUCCACAGCACGUUGAAUUCUCUCGACGAUUCGGCGAGCUCGACGACACUCGCCCGUACAUGACCAAUGGUCGCAAGCCGCGUUACGAAUACUACGAGCUGUUCGAUGCUGGUAAUAUCGACACCGAAACUGGUUGUCCGCUUGAUCCAACUUCUGGCCGCGCUCAAUACAACAAAGGCAACGGUCUCUUUCAUGUAGACUCAUCUUUCAACCCGAGAAGAGCUUCAUACUCGAUUCUCAAAGCAACAGAGUUGCCUCCUCCCGACACUGGUGGUACCACUGACUUUGCAGAUACUCGCACGGCUUUCGAUGAGCUGCCUGACCAUUUGAAGCGUCGGCUGCUCGACAACGACUACGUUGGCGCACAUUCGCUACAUCAUAGUCGCAAGACCGCCGCUCCCGAGUUCUUCAAAGAUACCGACCCGACUGAGUAUAAGAUGCACUAUCACCGCAUUACACAGAAGCACGAACCCAGUGACAGAAUGAACCUUUACAUUGCUGCUCAUGCUCACCAUAUCGAGGGGCUUCCAGCGGAAGAGUCUGCUGCGCUAUUGAAGGAGCUGAUGAAUCACUGCACGCAAGAGAAGUACUGUAUGUCUGUACAAUGGAAAAAUAAGGGUGAUCUAGUCAUUUGGGAUAAGUAA
Molecule: messenger RNA, 828 nt
Organism: Cyphellophora attinorum
Lineage: Eukaryota; Fungi; Ascomycota; Eurotiomycetes; Chaetothyriales; Cyphellophoraceae
Product: Alpha-ketoglutarate-dependent 2,4-dichlorophenoxyacetate dioxygenase
Exons: 2
Coding region: 1-828 (275 amino acids)
Molecular function (GO): oxidoreductase activity
Source: RefSeq, a predicted model, not a curated record